Molecule: messenger RNA, 1254 nt
Organism: Symbiodinium sp. CCMP2456
Lineage: Eukaryota; Dinophyceae; Suessiales; Symbiodiniaceae
Source: the annotation of a GenBank genome assembly
AUGGCUGCCCGGUUGCUGCGAGCGUCGCGGCCUGUUUCUGCUAGCCUGCGAUGGCAGCUCGCCGCGGUUUCCGCGGCCCCGCGUUUUCCGCCAAAGGUGGCCGGCUGGCAGCAGGCGAAGACGCAGCUCCGACACUUCAGAACUUCCACUGCGGCCCUGGCUGUGGAGCAGUUCAAACUGGCUGACAUCGGCGAGGGCAUCGCCGAGGUUCAGCUGACCGAGUGGUUCGUGAAGGAGGGCGACAUGGUCAAGGAAAUGGACAACGUUUGCAGCGUCGAGAGCGACAAGGCAUCCGUGGAGCUCACCAGCCCUUACACAGGCAAGGUCACCAAGAUCCACCACAAGGUGCAGGACACGGUGAAAGUGGGCUCCGUCCUCAUCGACGUGGAGACAGGAGGCGGCUCCGCCCCAGCCGCCCCAGCGCCAGCCACGCCAGCCACGCCUGCAGCAGCACCUGCUGCAGCUGCGGCAUCGGCCCCUGCAGCUGGGGGUGCCCAGGUGCAGGCCUUCAAGCUGGCAGACAUCGGCGAGGGCAUCGCUGAGGUCCAGCUCACGGAGUGGUUUGUGAAGGAAGGUGACGUGGUCAAGGAGAUGGACAACCUCUGUUCCGUUGAGAGCGACAAGGCUUCGGUCGAGCUCUCCAGCCCCUUCAGUGGCAAAGUGGUGAAGAUCCACUACAAGGUUCAAGACACGGUGAAGGUCGGAAGCACUCUGGUGGACAUCGAGACGGCUUCCUCUGCCGCCCCAUCCACACCAGCACCGGCCGCACCCGCGCCCGCAGCGCCAGCGGCCGCCCCAGCCGCGGCCCCAGCGGCCCCCGUGGCCCCGGCGGCGCCGAAAGCUGCGCCGGCUGGCAAGGCUGCUCCGGGCGUUCUGGCGACCCCGAAGGUGCGCAGCCUCGCGAAGAAGCUCGGCAUUGACCUGAACACCGUGAAGGGAACAGGGGCGAAUGGCCGCGUGCUUGAGGAGGAUCUGAGUGCUGGUGCUGCCCCGAGCGGUGCAAGCGCCAGCGCCCCCCCGGGGGUGUCCGUGUCCGUGCCCGCCGCACGUGUCCUGGAGGAUCAAGUGAUUCAGAUCACUGACAAUGUCGGCAAGGGCAUGGUCAAGUCCAUGCAAGCGUCCUUGGUUGUGCCCUACAUGGCAUUGGGGGAGGAGAUUGACAUGACCGACAUGCUGGCCUUGCAAAAGCAAUUGAAGGACUAUGCACUGAAGAAGUACGGGACCAAGGUCACGGUGACCUCCUUCAUGCUGAAG